Molecule: messenger RNA, 1794 nt
Organism: Penicillium longicatenatum
Lineage: Eukaryota; Fungi; Ascomycota; Eurotiomycetes; Eurotiales; Aspergillaceae
Exons: 14
Coding region: 1-1794 (597 amino acids)
Biological process (GO): L-valine biosynthetic process
Cellular component (GO): mitochondrion; acetolactate synthase complex
Molecular function (GO): magnesium ion binding; flavin adenine dinucleotide binding; acetolactate synthase activity
Source: RefSeq, a predicted model, not a curated record
AUGACUACAUCCACAGAUAGGCCACUCAAGCGCGCUCGUUAUACUGAAGAUGACCUCGAUGCUGACGAAUUGAUCUCGGCUGCCGAAGGAUUCUUCGAAGCUUUAGCUGAGGCCGGCGUCACUUAUUGCUUUGUCAACUUAGGAAGCGAUCAUCCUGCUAUGCUCGAAGCCAUGAUCAAAGCGAAGCAGAAACAACUCAUCAAAUUUCCCAACAUCAUUACCUGCCCCUCAGAACUGGUGGCUUUGUCCGCAGCUCUUGGAUUUGCUCAAGUCACCGGAGAUCCACAAUGCGUUCUUGUACAUGUAGACUGCGGCACACUAGCCCUAGGACAGUCCAUUCACAAUGCCUCCGUUGGCAGAGUGCCCGCGUUGUGCUUUGCAGGCCUGAGCCCCUUCACUCAAAGGGGUGAACUUUUAGGUUCACGAACUGAAUUUAUCCACUGGCUACAGGAUGUGCCUGACCAAGCCUCAAUUCUCCGGCAAUAUUGCCGAUACUCCGGUGAAAUCAAGAGUGGACGGAACAUCAAGGAAAUGGUCAACAGAGCCCUGCAAAUUUCUUUGUCGGAUCCCAAGGGUCCAGCUUAUCUUAUGGCUGCAAGGGAGGUUCUUGAAGAGAAAGUCGACAGAAAGUAUCUUGAAAAAGAGAACCUCAAUCCACUUGCUCCAAGUGCCUUGCCUGAGUCAGAUGUUGAAUUGAUUGCAAAUGCACUCAUGAAUGCCGAACGACCUCUUGUGAUCACAGGCUAUCUUGGCCGCAACACCCGUGCUCCACCACUGCUAGAAAACCUCUGCGACAAAUUGCCAAUCAGUGUUGUAGAGAUGGUAGGCUCCGAUCUCUGCAUACGAAGCAACCACCCGGCCUACCUGGGGGUCACUGUUACAACACACCCCGCGGUCCUUGAAGCAGAUGUCAUUCUCAUCUUGGAUUGCGACGUCCCAUGGAUCCCGACUGCGGGAAAGCCCCACAAGGGCACAAAGAUAUUCCAUCUGGAUGUUGAUCCGCUCAAGCAACAGAUGCCUCUAUUUUCCAUCAAUGCGAUUCGCAGACUUAAGGUGAGCUGCGAGAUUGCACUCAACCAAUUGAAUUCCUAUCUGGACACACAGGCUUUGGACAGCCUGCGCUACACUGAAGCAUUCGACGCACGUGAAGUUCGCUAUAACAAAUGGCGUGAGAGCCUCCGCGCUUUGGAAAUGCCGUCGGACAAUGAAAUUGUCACCGUGCCAUACCUAACAGCCAAGCUGAGACAGCAACUUCCCGAAGAUACGAGUUACGUUCUUGAGGCAGUCACGAAUGCAGGACCGGUUAUCCACCACCUAAAUCUAGUGAAGCCAGGGAGUUUAGUCGGCAGUGGAGCUGGCGGUCUAGGCUGGGGUGGCGGUGCAGCCCUCGGCGUGAAACUAGCCAAGCCGGAUAGUUUCAUCUGUGCAAUCGUUGGAGAUGGAACGUAUCUAUUCUCACAGAUGGAGAGUGUUUAUUGGAUAGCACGGCGCUACGAUGUUCCAUUCCUCCUCGUCGUCUUGAACAACGGCGGGUGGAAUGCACCCAAAGUGUCCGCUCUCCUUGUUCAUAAGGACGGCCUAUCAUCGAAGUCUAACAGAAAGGACCUCAACUUAUCAUUUGAGCCCUCGCCUGAUUACCCAGGAAUUGCCACUGCGGCUGGGGGUGCCUGGGGAGCUACGAUCAAAACACAAAGCGAGUUAGAAUCGGUUAUACAGGAAGCCAGAGGUAUUGUUCAGGGCGGGAGGUGUGCAGUGAUUGAGGUUGCGGUUCCAUCGAUGUGGAAGGAGACAUAG